Messenger RNA from Paramisgurnus dabryanus, 2460 nucleotides. It is a transcript of the gene sntb1, whose product is annotated as syntrophin, basic 1. Lineage: Eukaryota; Metazoa; Chordata; Actinopteri; Cypriniformes; Cobitidae. Gene Ontology annotation, cellular component: dystrophin-associated glycoprotein complex; synapse; intracellular anatomical structure. Gene Ontology annotation, molecular function: structural molecule activity; protein binding. The record is from RefSeq and is a predicted model, not a curated record.
CCCAAAGAGGAUAUGCACGAGGAGCUAAACUGUAUCCAACCUGAAUCACAACUUUUCCCCGUUCAGGGCUAAAGUCCUGCGCUCGUGUAUGAAAUCACAUGGCAUUUUAAGAAUGCUUCAAAGAUGGCGGUAGCGUCGGCGCUUUGUGCUAACAGAGUGCAGAAAAGCGCGUGUCUGGAGGUGCUGGUGCGCGAGCGAUGGCACGCGGUGUUCGCAAGUUUAAGCGACGAGUCGCUGACGCUCAGCUGCGAGGGGUCCGCGGGUGAACCCGCCGUUAACGGCAUCAGCACUAACGGCUCCUACGAUCACCCGGACCCCACGAGCAGUCCCAAAACCGGACUCAGGACUCCUCACGGGGAUACACAAGUGCCCGAAGCGAUCGCCAACCGCAAAAGAUGCGUCAAAGUGAUCAAGCAAGAGGUCGGGGGGUUAGGGAUCAGCAUCAAAGGUGGGAAGGAGAACAAGAUGCCCAUUCUCAUUAGUAAAAUCUUCAAAGGUCUGGCAGCUGAUCAGACUCAAGCGCUUUACGUCGGCGACGCGAUUCUGUCCGUGAACGCGAUCAAUCUGCGCGACGCAACGCACGACGAGGCGGUUCAGGUGCUGAAGAAAGCGGGCAGAGAGGUUGUGCUGGAAGUGAAGUACAUGCGGGAAGCCACCCCAUAUGUGAAAAAAGGGUCACCGGUAUCUGAGAUUGGCUGGGAGACCCCUCCACCCGAGUCUCCACGUCUCGGCAGCCCUCAUUCUGAUAUCCCCAGCCCUCUCUCGCUAUCAUUACAGGGCGACCGCAGAUACAUCCCGCUCAAAAUGUGCUACAUCACCCGCAGCAUGACUGUCCCAGACCCAGAAAACAGACAGUUGGAGCUGCACUCCCCAGACGCUAAACACACAAUAGUCAUGCGGUAUAAAGACACAGGUACAGCCCAGACCUGGUUCACCCUGAUGCAGUCCACUAUCACAAACCUCACCAGCAAAGUCAUCGCAGAACUCAGAGAACCCGGCGUCGCUGGGAGCCGUGAGAUCCGAUACCUCGGUUGGCUGGCGGAAAAGUCUGAAAGCGACAGGCAGCACUGGAAGCAGGUGCUGGUGGUUUUGACAGAGAAAGACCUGCUGCUGUUUGACAGUAUGCCCCGCAUGAGAGAGCACUGGCUCAGCCCCGCACACGCCUACCCUCUCCUCGCUACACGGCUGGUGCACUCUGGCCCUGAUAAGGGUUCACCACAGCCUGGCGGUGAGUUGUGCUUCGCCACACGAACCGGAACCAGACUUGGUAUCGAAGCCCACGUCUUUAGAGCGGAGACCUGCAAGGAUCUGUCAAUCUGGACCAGGCACAUAGUCACUGGCUGCCAUGGAUCUGCUGAGAUGAUCAAAGAGGUCACCACCAGUUGUCUAUAUCAGAAUCAGGACUGUCGGCUGGUCAUUCACUAUGAGCGAGGGUUCUCGGUGAUAGCAGAUGGAGAUGAAAGCUGUCAGCCACUGUUUAGCUACCCAUUUGAAAAGCUGAAGAUGUCUGCCGACGAUGGCGUGCGAAUCCUUUACUUAGAUUUCGGAGGAAAGGAGGGGGAAAUCCAGCUGGACCUGCACUCCUGUCCCAAACCUAUUGUCUUUAUCCUCCACUCCUUCCUGUCGGCCAAGAUUGCGAGACUAGGAUUGGUAGCCUGAUAUCAAACUCUUCUAGUCCGAAACAACGAUGUGAUUAUCCCAGCAUGGAGAUCGGAGAAUUGGGACACGGUGGAGCUCACACGACUAAAGGGGGAAAUGACACUUUAGUGAAUGAUUUGAAUUAUAUAUUUCAGUAAUGAUAAACUAUGUAUUUUUCAGAUAAAUAAUAUAGUGAAACGGUUUCACUGAUUUUGUAAAAGCGAAUCAAACUCUUAUGAACACUAACUUGCGAUUGGAACUAAAAAAUACUGAAAGUAUUAUUUUAGAAUCCAAUACAGUACAUGCUACAAUACAAACAAAGCAUUCAGCACUUACUACAACACCAUUAAUGUAAUGUUAAAAAGGAAGGAACCUGGUUGUGUCUGGCAGCUAAUGUGGAUUAAAGAAAGUCUAGUUUUAAAUCUUAUUAAUGCACAUAAAUGUUAAACAGCCCGAAAAUGCUCUUCUCAUGUUUGUUUCCGGUGCCUUCACACUAGGGAUUUGAUGCACUCAUCUGGUCAGCACAGAAAUGUCAACACACUGUCUGGUUUUACAGGGCCGUCGUGUCAAAACAAGGAAAUUGAGACAGAAGUUUUGAUGACCUACAAAAUCUGCAGUCCUCUAUAUAAACAUCUGAAAUUUAAUGCAAAGUUAUGGAAGUGAUGAAAUCUGUAGUAAUACUGCCACAUUUGUCUAGUUUUUAUAUUUAUCAGAGCAAACUCCAUUCCUGCAUGAUUUCAUGUACAUGCAUACCAGUGCGUCUAUUGUUAAGAUUUCCACUUCAUGUCACACACACAAGCCAUUAAAAGAUUUUCAUUGUCA